Messenger RNA from Haliotis rufescens (red abalone), 1252 nucleotides. RefSeq lists its product as uncharacterized. The record is from RefSeq and is a predicted model, not a curated record. The transcript has 4 exons. Lineage: Eukaryota; Metazoa; Mollusca; Gastropoda; Lepetellida; Haliotidae. Bases 138 to 791 code for a protein of 217 amino acids.
GGACUUGGUCUAUAUCGUCAGAGUGUUGUCCCAAUCAAUAGUGUUUAUCAAUAUUGCCAAAUGAUGUACGUACACGACGCCUAAAAUAAGCCCAUUUGUAGCGGACUGGGUCUGCGAUAAGGAGCAGCGCUGGGACCAUGUGGCUUUUUCCUUGGAUGUCCUGUUUUCUGAUAGUCCACCAAAUCAAAGCAUCUAAGGAAUUUACAGUCCACUACACCGUCCCGGAUGUUGAGACGAAUCAGGCUGACGCACAGGCUCUGUGCGCAGCAUCCGGGUAUCACCUCGCAACCAUACCUGAUGCGCAGACCAUGGAGUUCCUUGAAGACUUUCUCAUAGACGACGUCGGGUCUGCCUACUGCACUGAUGCCUGGAUAGCCCUCGAGUACGAAGCCAGCAGUGGGCAGUUCAAAUGGCCGAAUGGCGAAGAAGCGGAAUACACCGACUGGUCUGGACUUUCUAGUGAACCAGAUCAAAUGAAUGCUGGCGAAGUUUGUGUUCGGCUGGCAUUGUUGUCUGCCGAUGUUUAUACUUGGAGGACAACAGCCUGUCACAUGCCGUACUUUCCUAUUUGCGAAAAAUGUAUAACAAACUACAUCGACCUCGUCCCCAGCCUCAACUUCGUCAACACGACGAUGCUCGACAUCAUCCAAGUAGCCUCCCCUAUAGAGUGCGCUGCUAGGUGCAUGGAAUUGUUCCAGUGUGACAAGAUGACGUAUGUCAACCACCAAUGUUCCAUCUACUCCUACAACAUAGCCACGUGUUCCACCAUGCAACUGAAGAUAGACCUCUAGCAAAAAAUGUUCUCGGAUGUGUUACUGAUGGACAUAUUUUCGCUGUACAGAGUUGCGACCUUUCCGUGUGCCAGAACACUAUGACCAUAGGUUCGAAUCCCAGGUUCAGUCUGAUGAUAUUUCCAGGUUUGUCAGCACCAUACCUGUGCUCGUGGGUAAACGUCGGAUCCUGCGUCAUUCCUGGCUUGUCAAGUUAACACGUUGUGAUAUAACUGAAAUACUGUAGUUCAAAACGGCGUUAAUCUCAUUUCUUUCGAAUCCCCCAAGAGAACAAUCUAAUUUGUACGACAUUUUGAAAAGGAAACUUUUCAAAGUCUCCUAUAAGAUGUACAUGUGUUUUUUUUUAAUAAUUCAAAAUUAUAUCAAGCAUACUGUACCAUGACGUGUUGAAUGGGGCAUCCUUGUCAUAUGCAUGGAACAGUGCUUAGUGUGGCGUUCAACAAGAAUAAAUCAUAUACACA